Arabidopsis lyrata subsp. lyrata is the source of this 938-nucleotide messenger RNA. RefSeq names its product LOB domain-containing protein 9. The transcript is spliced from 2 exons. The record is from RefSeq and is a predicted model, not a curated record. Lineage: Eukaryota; Viridiplantae; Streptophyta; Magnoliopsida; Brassicales; Brassicaceae. Bases 324 to 788 code for a protein of 154 amino acids.
GUUCUUUACUCAUGUGAUUGGAUAAAAAUAUUUAAGUUUCUAUGAUUGUAAAAUUAGUAUGUAUGUAUUAUGAUUAGAGCAAUAUAUCUAUAUAUUUAUCCUAAUAAAUUUAAAGUCAAACGAAAUCUCAAGAUAUUUCCAAAAUAGAAAAAGAACGAGUUGUUAAGUUUCUAGACUUAUCUUUUUCUUUGGAAAUUUAAUAAAAAAAAUUGACUACAUUUUCCAAAGAUUUAUAUAUAAAUUUGUCUUCAAGAUUGUUUUUCAUUCAUCUUCCAAUUACCAAGUUUAUUGAAUUUUUAUUUACAAAAAAAAAAAUAAUUGUUAUGGAUGCCUCCAGAGUCAAUGUUAAUCGUGCUCCUUGUGCUCUAUGCACCACCAAAAACAAAAGAUGCCCCAAAAAUUGUGAAUUUGCACCAUAUUUCCCAGCAGAAAAACUCGGUGAAUUUGAAAGUGCACAUAAAUUAUUUGGUACACCAAAUAUUAUGAAGAUGAUGAGGCUCGUGUCCGAAGACGAAAACAAAGGAAUGUUGGCAUCGUUGGAAUCGUCCAUACUCAUCGAAAACAAAGAAAUGUUGGCAUCGUUCGAAUCGUCCAAACUCAUCGAAAACCAAGACAUGUUGGCAUCGUCCAUACUCAUGGAAGGUGAUGCUUGGAAAAAGGAUCCAGUGAGAGGUGGAUUUGGUAUUAUCCAAAAAUUAAAGUGGCAAAUUGAACUACGCAAACUCUACCUCAAUGAAUUAAAGGAGAAGAUUAAAGUUGAAAAGGAAAAAACUGAGCUCCGUCUUUAAAUUAUUGAUACAGUGUGUUAUAUAUCAUUUAUGGAUAUAGCAUACCUUAUAUUAUUGAUAUUGAUCUAUCCUUUAUUAUUUUCGAAUAAAUAAGACUGUUGUGAAUCAUAAAAAAAAAUUGAAAUAGAUGUUGAGCAUAGAUAACUAAUU